AUGACGUCGUCGUCGCUGUCCCGCACCGAGUCGCUCAGUCUGCUCACCCUCUCGGCCGCCUGCGUCGCUAUCCUCUGCAAUGUCUUUGAGGGCGAUGACAAGCCGCUCAUCGUGUCGCUGGCCCUCAGUGGGCUGGCAUUCUGCGCUACUUUUGCCCUCAUCCGCUGGCUCGGCCCGACCUUCAUCAAGGCCGGCUUCAAAGGCGUCGACCUGAGCAAGCACAACCGCCGAGAGAUCCCCGAGUGCAUGGGCGCCCUCUCAUCCUACCUUUCAGCCAUUGUCUCACUCCACACGAUCGCCUCCCUCGGUCUGGCUGACGACCUCUUCGAUAUCCGCUGGCGCCACAAGUUCUUCAUCCCCGCCUUCGCAGCGAUCCCUCUCCUCGUCGUCUACCGCGUCGACUUCGGCGUGACCUCCAUCGUCGUCCCGAUCCACCUCCAGCCCUACCUCGGCCAGCUCGUCGACCUCGGCGCCCUCUACUAUGUCUACAUGGCGGCCGUGGCCAUUUUCUCCCCCAACAGCAUCAACAUUCUGGCCGGCAUCAACGGCAUCGAGGUGACGCAAUCCAUCGUCAUCGCCACGCUGCUCGCGCUCAACGACGCACUCUACCUACUCACGCCCUACCCGCACCCGGCCACCGACUCGCACCUCUUUUCGCUCUCCUUCCUGCUCCCCUUCCUGGGCGUGUCGUGCGCCCUGCUGUACCACAACUGGUACCCGGCGCGGGUGUUUGUCGGCGACACGUACUGCUACUUCGCCGGCAUGGUCUUUGUCGUGGUCAGCAUCCUCGGCCACUUCAGCAAGACGCUGAUCCUGCUGCUGCUCCCGCAGAUCUUCAACUUUGUCUACUCGGCCCCGCAGCUCUUUGGCCUCGUCCCUUGCCCCCGCCACCGCCUGCCCCGCUUCAACGCCCGCUCCGGCCUGCUCGAGCCGAGCGUUACGCCCUGGACCGAGGCCCGCCAGCCGCGCGCCCCGAUUGCCUGGGGGUUGCGCCUGUUGGGGAAGCUGCGGUUGUUGAAGGUUGUGUUGGACGGCGAGGGGCGGUUUGUCGAGACGAGCAAUUUUACGCUGUUGAAUCUGUGGUUGCAACGCAUUCAAGCUGCCAUCGCCGCACUGCGUGCCAACAAGGCCCCCAGCAUACGGCAAGCUGCAAUAGCCUUCAACAUUCCCCUCACAACCCUCCAUGACCGCUUCACUGGCCGCCACGAAUCCAACCGCAAGUCGAAACAGGUCAUGCAGCGACUAUCACUUGCCGAAGAAGAUAUAAUUGUCAAAGCCGCAUGCCAACUCGAUGCGCGGUGA
This is a messenger RNA of Chaetomium globosum CBS 148.51, 1302 nucleotides long. RefSeq lists its product as uncharacterized. The transcript is spliced from 3 exons. The coding region runs from base 1 to 1302 and encodes 433 amino acids. NCBI's taxonomy places the organism in Eukaryota, Fungi, Ascomycota, Sordariomycetes, Sordariales, Chaetomiaceae. Gene Ontology annotation, biological process: protein N-linked glycosylation; dolichol-linked oligosaccharide biosynthetic process. Gene Ontology annotation, cellular component: membrane. The record is from RefSeq and is a predicted model, not a curated record. Gene Ontology annotation, molecular function: DNA binding; UDP-N-acetylglucosamine-dolichyl-phosphate N-acetylglucosaminephosphotransferase activity.